CAUGCUGAAAGCGAAAAUUACAAAUAUAUGUAAUCAUACAAAUGGCAGGGUACGGCGAUGAACUUUUUGAUGUAUUUGAAGAAAAUGCUGUAAAUGCAACCGAGUCUAGUGGUGAUAAGAAAGAUGAAUCAGAACUUUCUGUAAAUAGUGACAGCCAAAGGGCUGAAGCACUUUUAAAAACGAUAGUGGGAAAACAUUCAGCUGAAAAUAAUGGGGAAGAGGUUUCAACAAAAAAGGUUAAAGUUGCAACAGAAGAAAGCAGUUCAUUGGAGAUCCUCCCCAGAAUACAGAUUCAUAGAGUGGAGACGGUUGAAGCUUGCCUUCAUGAGGUUGCAGUGCCACCAGAUGAUGAGUUUGUCCCACUGAAGCCAGCCGAUGGGAAACCCGCCAAGGAGUACCCAUUCAUCCUGGAUCCGUUCCAGAAGGAGGCCAUCCUGUGUCUGGAAAACCACCAGUCCGUGCUCGUGUCGGCUCACACGUCAGCCGGCAAGACUGUCGUUGCUGUGUAUGCGAUUGCCAUGUCACUUCGAGACAAACAGCGUGUUAUUUACACAUCACCUAUUAAGGCGCUUAGCAACCAGAAGUACCGUGAGCUGUAUGAAGAGUUCCAGGAUGUGGGUCUCAUGACAGGAGAUGCGACGAUUAAUCCGACUGCAAGCGUUUUAGUGAUGACCACAGAGAUUUUGCGGAGCAUGUUGUAUCGUGGGUCGGAGGUCAUGAGAGAGGUUGCCUGGGUUGUCUUUGAUGAGAUUCAUUACAUGAGGGACAAAGAGAGGGGAGUGGUCUGGGAAGAAACUAUAAUAUUGCUGCCUGACAAUGUGCACUAUGUGUUUCUCUCGGCCACAAUACCAAAUGCCAGGCAGUUUGCAGAGUGGAUUUGUCACUUGCACAAACAGCCGUGUCAUGUAGUUUACACAGAUUUCCGUCCUAUUCCUUUACAACACUACAUUUUUCCUGCCGGAGGUGAUGGCUUACAUCUUGUGGUAGAUGAAAAUGGUGAUUUUCGAGAAGAAAAUUUCAACACGGCUAUGGCAGUGCUGAAAGAUGCCGGAGAUGCUGCUAAAGGUGACAUGAAGGGCAGAAGAGGCGGAAGCAAAGCCAAUGAAUCGAACUGUUACAAAAUCGUCAAGAUGAUCAUGGAGAGGAACUUUGCUCCAGUGAUUGUGUUCAGCUUCAGUAGGAAAGACUGUGAGGGAUACGCCAUGCAGGUCUCUAAACUCGACUUCAACUCAGAUGAAGAGAAGAGUCUAGUUGAGGAAGUGUUUAAUAACGCUAUUGAUGCUCUCUCUGACGAAGAUAAGAAACUACCACAGGUUGAACAUGUCCUGCCUUUGUUGAAGAAAGGUGUUGGGAUUCAUCAUUCAGGAUUACUUCCCCUGUUGAAGGAAACCAUUGAAAUCCUCUUUUCAGAAGGUCUAAUCAAGGCUCUGUUUGCUACAGAAACAUUUGCAAUGGGUUUAAACAUGCCAGCGAGAACAGUAAUGUUCACCAGUGCAAGGAAGUUUGAUGGAAAAGAUUACAGAUGGAUCACAUCUGGAGAGUACAUACAGAUGAGUGGCCGUGCAGGUCGGAGAGGUUUGGACGAGCGAGGUAUCGUCAUCUUGAUGGUUGACGAGAAGAUGAGUCCUGCUGUGGGAAAAGUAAUCCUCAAGGGUCUGCCGGACGCCCUGAACAGUGCGUUCCACUUGACAUACAACAUGGUCCUCAACCUGCUACGAGUGGAGGAGAUCAACCCGGAGUACAUGCUGGAGAGAUCCUUCUACCAGUUUCAGAACUACUCCGCCAUCCCCGAUCUCAUAGACAAACUGAAAAAGAAAGAAGAAGAGUAUGGCAAGUUCGUCAUACCGAAUGAAGAUCAAAUAGCAGCUUAUUACAAGAUUCGACAGCAGCUUGACAACCUUGGACGAGAGUUGAUGCAGUACAUUCAGAAACCCUGCUACUUGUUGCCAUUCCUACAGCCAGGCAGACUUGUCAAGGUAAAGAACAAGGAGGACAACUUUGGUUGGGGUGUUGUGAUCAACUUCCAGAAAAAAAUGGACCAAAGUGGUGUUGCUAAGGAUGCCAAUCCUUUAUAUGUAGUAGAUGUUCUACUCCAUGUGUCGAAAUCCAACAUACGCAGUCAAAACACAGCAGACGUUAAACCUUGUCCUAAAGGAGACAGGGGAGAUAUGUUUGUUGUUCCUGUGAUGACAGCUUUGUUGGAGGAAAUCAGCGCAGUCCGACUCUACGUACCACAGGACCUUCGACCUCCUGAUAACAGGAUGAGUGUCCUCAAGUCCUUGAUGGAAGUUCAGAAACGUUUUCCAGAUGGGUUACCACAUCUAGACCCCAUUGAAGACAUGGGCAUCAAGGAAAAGGGCUUGCAAGAAGUUAUCAAGAAAAUUGAAGCCUUUGAACAUCGACUUUAUUCUCAUGCAAUGCACAAAGAUCCCAAGCUGAAUGAACUGUAUUCGCAGUAUGAGCAGAAAAUGAUGGUUGCAAAUGAGAUGAAAGCUAUAAAGUCAGAACUGAAAAAGAAGAAGUCUUUACUGCAAAUGGAUGAACUGAAAUGUCGGAAGCGAGUGUUGAGAAGAAUGGGGUACGCCACAGCCUCGGAUGUCAUUGAAAUAAAAGGAAGAGUGGCAUGCGAAAUCAGCAGCUGUGACGAGUUGCUUGUUACAGAAAUGCUGUUCAACGGUGUUUUCAACGAUUUGACACCUCCUCAGAUUGUGGCUUUAAUGAGCUGUUUUGUGUUCCAAGAAAAGUCCAACGAGAAUCCUCGCCUCACAGAAACAUUAUCAGGAUCACUGAGAAUCAUGCAGGAUACAGCACGGAGGAUAGCACGGAUAAGCAAGGAAGCGAAGAUUGAACUUGACGAAGAGAUCUACUCGAAUUCUUUCAAACCCAACCUGAUGGAUGUCGUGUAUGCCUGGAGUACUGGAGCUUCAUUUGCAAAGAUCUGUACAAUGACAGAUAUCUUUGAAGGAAGUAUAAUUCGAUGUAUGCGUCGACUUGAAGAGGCUUUGAGGGAAAUGUGUCAGGCAGCAAAAGCUAUUGGCAACACAGAGAUGGAACAAAAGAUUUCAGAAGGCAUCCAGAGCAUCAAAAGGGAUAUUGUGUUUGCUGCCAGUCUCUAUUUAUAGUGCAGUCAUCUGGAGAUCCACAUACAUGAAGUGAAAGUUCAGAUACUUUACUAGAAACAUGAACCAUUAUAAGUCUUCUGGAGAUCCACAUACAUGAAGUGAAAGUUCAGAUACUUUUCGAGAAACAUGAACCAUUAUAAGUCUUCUGAAGAUCCACAUACAUGAAGUGAAAGUUCAGAUACUUUACUAGAAACAUGAACCAUUAUAAGUCUUCUGGUAGAUCCACAUACGUGGAGUGAAAGUUCAGAUACUUUACUAGAAACAUGAACCAUUAUAAGUCUUCUGGAGAUCCACAUACGUGGAGUGAAAGUUCAGAUACUUUACUAGAAACAUGAACCAUUAUAAGUCUUCUGGAGAUCCACCUACAUAAGUGAAAGUUCAGAUACUUUACUAGAAACAUGAACCAUUAUAAGUCUUCUGGUAGAUCCACAUACAUGAAGUGAAAGUUCAGAUACUUUACUAGAAACAUGAACCAUUAUAAGUCUUCUGGUAGAUCCACAUACGUGGAGUGAAAGUUCAGAUACUUUACUAGAAACAUGAACCAUUAUAAGUCUUCUGGAGAUCCACAUACGUGGAGUGAAAGUUCAGAUACUUUACUAGAAACAUGAACCAUUAUAAGUCUUCUGGAGAUCCACCUACAUAAGUGAAAGUUCAGAUACUUUACUCAAAACACAGACCUUUAUAACUCAUCUGGAGAUACACAUACGUGAAGUGAAUGUUCAGAUACUUUACUCAAAACACAGACCUUUGUAAGUCUUCUGGAGACCAAUACAUACAUGAACUGGAGAUAUAUAUAAUUCAGUCAAAUCACAAACCAUUGUAAUGAAGAAAACUUAGAUCAUUGUAAUGAAGAAAACUAAUCUGUGUGGAACAGUUAGAAUAACAAAAGACCCUGGCAAAUAAUGAUUGAUUCUUACAAGAGGUUUUACAGCUUCCAGAGGUUUAUUUCUGGAAUUAUAUUUCAAUGUUCUUCGCUUGUUCAGUAAUGUGGAAAUGUGUUCAAAAUAUGAUGAAAUGAGUAUCACAGAGAUUGAAUAUAAGUGGAAAGUCUCUUCCAAUCAUUUCUUAAAAGACAAGGAUGAGUCCAUCCCAUCCUCCUACAAAAAUGUUUUUGGUAAAUAAUUUCAGUUUGGUUUGACAUAAGAAGAAAAGUAAAAGUGUUUUGGAAAUAACAAAAAAAUACAAUUUUUUUUGUGCAAUUUAGAAAACGAUUGGCUCAGAAACAAAUAGCUUGUAGUAAAUCCCAUCGUAUGAAAAAAGCGUUCGGUAAAUUUAAAUGGCAUUGUUGUAAUCCUUGUUGACUCAUUUUAUUUUACCUUUUGAAGUGUGUCAGCCAGAGGGGAGUGUUGGCAGCAAUUUUGUUUUCUCUUUUGCAUUUUUUUUUUUUUUUUUUUUUUUUUUUUUUAAAUUUAAUAUUAGUCAUAACAUUGACUAGUUCAUUUUUAAAACACAGACAUCUUUCAAAAAUUCUGGUGAGAUUAUGACAAGAAUGUGUGAUGUAUCAGAUAAUACAUUUCUCACAGUUUCAAAGUACUUACGACUAUAUAUUAUUAGAACGCAGACCUACAUAAAAAAGAUAAAUGCUUUGAAACACUAAAAUAUGAUUAAUUUUUAUAAUGUGCCAUAGAAGCAAUAGUAACAUGGGCAACAAUAGUAAGACAUGCAGCGUAUCAAUCGACAUAUGCACCAUGGAUAUAAAUACUACCAUCCCUCACCCUUAAAGUAAAUGAGAGAAAAAAUUGGGGUUUAAGCUGCUAAUUUCAGAGGUAGUGUCUAUGACUACCCUAGUUCUGCACAAAAAGUGUCAUGCUAUUUGUAGUAGGACCUCGAUCAUGUUUCAAGCAUAAUGAUAGUUGGUACAUUGACGCUCGUUCAAAUUAAAUUACAGGAAUUUACUGGCCAGAUGAUGCAACAUUUUAUCACAUUUAUUACCAAUGGCAGGACUGGUAGCCUCAACUGUGGGGUGAAAAGUUGGGUGCACCUUGAACUUUGACCCAGCCAGAUGUUAUUUGGUUUAGUACUACCUGCAGAGAAUUGUACAUGGGUAAAGUGUUUUAGCUGGGAACCAGUGUCACUAAUCAUAACAACUUCCAACAGUUUAUGAUGAGUUUGUAACAACUAGACAAAACUAAAACCAUCACUAUUUGUUGUUUAUGACAAUAUCUUCAUGUAUCACAAUUGUUUAUUGCUUUAAAGUGCUCGAGACAGAUAUUGUGUAACAAACAUUUAAAAAAAAUUUUUUUAACUUUUAAUGCACUUGUUGACAAGCACAACUUUGUUUGAAGAUGCCGUAACUGAUUGUAAUGGUGAAUAAUUGUUAUAAUUUUGUGUGUUAUUUUUUAAUUUUAAUUAUAUAAUGUUAAACUAAAAGUGAAGAAAAAUGUCAAGUGUAAAGAAAUACAAAAUCUAUAUUUGCAUAUAUAAUAUGUGCAUAGAAAUGAAAUAUUGGGGGUGGAGAUAAAGAUGGAGAAAACAUUUUGUUUUAAAACCUGUAAAUAUUUGUAUAUAAUAUGAAAUAAAGUGUAAAUUGAU
Gigantopelta aegis is the source of this 5654-nucleotide messenger RNA. RefSeq names its product exosome RNA helicase MTR4-like. Gene Ontology annotation, biological process: maturation of 5.8S rRNA; RNA catabolic process. The transcript is spliced from 26 exons. The record is from RefSeq and is a predicted model, not a curated record. Bases 42 to 3122 code for a protein of 1026 amino acids. Gene Ontology annotation, cellular component: nucleus. NCBI's taxonomy places the organism in Eukaryota, Metazoa, Mollusca, Gastropoda, Neomphalida, Peltospiridae. Gene Ontology annotation, molecular function: ATP binding; RNA helicase activity; RNA binding.